Messenger RNA from Lagopus leucura (white-tailed ptarmigan), 473 nucleotides. Its product is annotated as integrin beta-7-like. The record is from RefSeq and is a predicted model, not a curated record. Gene Ontology annotation, cellular component: focal adhesion; cell surface; integrin complex. Gene Ontology annotation, biological process: integrin-mediated signaling pathway; cell migration; cell adhesion mediated by integrin. Gene Ontology annotation, molecular function: integrin binding. Lineage: Eukaryota; Metazoa; Chordata; Aves; Galliformes; Phasianidae. The annotation marks the transcript as partial. The transcript has 4 exons.
GCCAUCUGCUGCCGCUCACCGACGACGGCGCCGAGUUCAGGCGCCGCGUGAGCAGCCAGCGAGUCUCCGCCAACAUGGACGCGCCCGAGGGCGGCUUCGACGCCAUGGUGCAGGUGGCCGUGUGCCAGGAGCGCAUCGGUUGGCGCCCGGUGCGGCGGCUGCUGCUCUUCGCAUCGGACGACGUUUUCCACACGGCGGGGGACGGGCGCCUGGGGGGCAUCGCACGGCCCUGCGACGGCCGCUGCCACCUGGAUGUGCACGGCGAGUACAGCAGCAGCCACCUCUACGAUUACCCGUCGGUGGGACACCUGGCACAGGUGCUGUCGGACGCCGACAUUCUGCCCAUCUUCGCCGUCACUGCGCCCGUGGUGCCGGUGUACCGGGAGCUGAGCCGCCUGAUCCCCGGGGCGGUGGUGGGGGAACUGAGGGAGGAUUCCAGCAAUGUGGUGCAGCUCAUCACCGACGCCUACGAG